Molecule: messenger RNA, 2357 nt
Organism: Kockovaella imperatae
Lineage: Eukaryota; Fungi; Basidiomycota; Tremellomycetes; Tremellales; Cuniculitremaceae
Product: P-loop containing nucleoside triphosphate hydrolase protein
Exons: 5
Coding region: 67-2316 (749 amino acids)
Molecular function (GO): nucleic acid binding; RNA helicase activity; ATP binding
Source: RefSeq, a predicted model, not a curated record
UCGGACGAGCGAAUGCCAAAAGUUGAUUGAUUCAGCGCACCGAUCAUCUUUACACCAGUAUACAUCAUGCCGGAUUUCAUCCUCACCAUUGACUCAGAUGACGAAUCCUAUGGAGAGUCUAGCAAGACCGCUCAGGCUCGAGCAGAUGACCUGAACCCUGAAUUCGCCUUUGACCCCGAGUCAGAGGUCCUCGCAGCUCAAGAUCAGCUCGAGGACAUUGAAGCGAUCAAAAGUGGCUUCUUCGUCGACGAUAUUAUCAGUCGUAGACUUGGAGAGCCCCUGGUGCCUUACAGAGAGCGGAAGCGGAAGCUAGAAGAAGGCUCGGAUCCCGAGUCAGAUGAUGAGCACAGCGAACAUUCGCUGCAGGACGCAGACGUCGAGACCUCGGAGGACGAAGAUGGAGAUGGGGAGGGACAGAAUGAAGAGGAGGAGGAUCAGGAAGAUUCUGAGGAGCUAGAGGAUGAGAAUGGUGAUCAAUCUAGCCAAGAUUCGGGCUCCGACUCCGACGAGUCCCUUGAUGAGGCCGAAGAAACCCGCAAGGCCGAAUUCUUUGAUACUGCUCCGACGUCUGACCCUUCGCUCCCCUCAUCUUUCGCUGCCAUGAACCUCUCCCGACCUCUGCUGCGCGGACUGACAGCCAUGUCACUCGUCAGUCCCACUCCAAUUCAAGCUCGAGCAAUUCCCCUGGCCCUUCAAGGAAGGGAUCUGCUUGGUUCCGCCGUCACUGGAUCUGGAAAGACGGCAGCCUUCAUGAUUCCGAUACUGGAGCGUCUAUGCUAUCGUGAUCGAGGAAAGAGCGGACAAGCUUGUCGUGUACUUGUUCUGUGUCCGACGAGAGAACUCGCAGUCCAGUGCGAGGCUGUUGGAAGAGGCUUAUCGGAGAAAGGAGGAUUGGAUGUGCGUUUCGCCUUGCUCGUCGGUGGGCUAUCUCUCAACGCUCAAGCACACACUUUACGAACUCUUCCUGAUGUCCUCAUCGCCACGCCCGGCCGAUUGAUCGAUCAUCUGACCAACACCCCUGCAUUCACACUCUCUGCUCUGGAUGUGCUCGUCAUCGACGAAGCGGAUCGGAUGUUAGAGCAAGGUUUCAGCGACGAGUUGACCGAAAUUGUCAAAGCUUGCCCCCGAUCUCGACAGACCAUGCUCUUUUCAGCCACCAUGACGGACAGCGUCGAUGAGCUCGUCCGUCUGAGUUUGAACAAGCCCAUCAGAGUCUUUGUGGAUCCACCUCGAGCUACUGCCUCAGGAUUGACCCAAGAGUUUGUCAGGAUCCGGUCCGAAGAAGCACGUUCCGCCCAUCUGUUGGCAUUGUGUAAGCGAUCUGUCAAGGAGCGCUGCAUCAUCUUCUUCCGAAGCAAGGCAUUGGCACAUCAGAUGAAGAUCAUCUUUGGAUUGAGCAGACUGAAAGCGGCCGAACUGCACGGGAAUUUGACUCAGGAGCAGCGUCUCAAUGCUUUGACCGAAUUCAAAGCUGGAAAAGUAGACUACCUCCUCGCCACCGAUCUCGCCUCUCGAGGUCUUGAUAUUAAAGGCAUAGAGACAGUCAUCAACUACGAUAUGCCGAAUCAAUUGGCUUCUUAUACUCACCGAGUCGGUCGUACGGCUCGUGCAGGACGCAAAGGUCGGUCAAUCUCACUGGUCGGCGAGGGCGAUCGAAAAAUGCUUAAAAGCGUCGUUAAACACUCGAAAGACGAGAACAUGAGGCAUCGCAUCAUACCAUCGGAGGCUGUCGCAACAGCCAGCAUAGCGCUCUCAGAGAUGGAAGAGGACAUUACUGAGAUCUUGAAGGAGGAACGAGAGGAAAAAGCACUUCGACAAGCCGAUAUGGAGGUCCGCAAGGGACAGAACAUGGUGGAACAUGAAGCCGAGAUCUUUGCCAGACCCGCUAGAACAUGGUUCCAGACUGAGAAGGAGAAGCAGGCGGCUAAGAAUGCUGGAAAGCCUGUGAAUAGUAAGACCGAAAAAGCCAAUCCUAUCAAGCGCGGGAAGUACGAUGGGUUGUCUCGAAAGGCAAAGCGAAGGAAGAUGAUCAUGGAGGAUGAGGCGCCAGACAAGGAUCGUGGGAUUGCAGCUGCUAUCCGGUCUGCCAAAAAGACGGCCCGACCUAAGAAAAUCACCGAAUUGGAUAGUCGACCACAAAAGACUAAGAAAUCAGUGUCUGGGCCAAAGAAAGGCAAGAGGAGCGCUUUCGACAGCGACAAGGGAGCCCAGAGAGGUGGCAGUGGCCAUGAGGGAAUGAGGGCCAAGCCUGUCAAGGUCAACUUGAGCAAGAAGGGCAAGGGCGGCGGCGGCAGCGGUGGCAAGAGGAAGAGGUAGACCCAAAGAAAAUGUUAUGCAUGUGCCACGUGGACUUGGGG